This is a messenger RNA of Malus domestica (apple), 1724 nucleotides long. Lineage: Eukaryota; Viridiplantae; Streptophyta; Magnoliopsida; Rosales; Rosaceae. The record is from RefSeq and is a predicted model, not a curated record.
AUCAGAAACCUAAAAUCAAAAGCCAUUACGAAAUGCAGCAGCAGCACACCUUCCAUUUCUCUCCUCCCAACUCUAUUUAUUUAAACCCUAAUUUCUAGCCUUCAAUCCAGUUUUCUAUAUAUUUGCUUAUUCCAUGCCUCUUGUCCCUAUCUUUUUAUUAAAUAUAUAUAGUUCUAACCAAAUAAUUUUCAAAUAUCAUAUCAUUUGGAUCAUAUGAAAGAGAGCAUGGGAAAUCCGCUGCAUUUGAAGUCCUUGAAUCACAUCUCGAUAGCUUGCAGAUCAGUUGAGAAAUCCCUUGAUUUCUACCAGAAUGAUCUAGGGUUCUUCCCAAUCAGGAGGCCUGGCUCGUUAGAUUUCACUGGUGCAUUGUAUAUGCUAUUCAAUUAUGGCAUUGGCAUCCAUCUUCUCCAAUCUGAAGACCCUGAUAAAAUUCCCAAGAUCAGCCAGAUUAAUCCCAAAGAUAACCACAUUUCUUUCCAGUGUGAGAGCAUGGCCUUAGUGGAGAAAAAGUUGAAGGAGAUGCGGAUCGAGUACGUGAAGCGCAGGGUGAAGGAGGGUGGGAUCAACGUUGAUCAGCUUUUCUUCCAUGACCCAGAUGGCACAAUGAUUGAGAUCUGUAACUGUGACAACCUUCCCGUUAUACCCCUAGAAAGCCAACCUAUAUCAGAUCCUGCAGCACGUAUCAGCUGCAGUGCUCAUAAGAACAAGUGCCACACCAGAUCAUCAAACAAGCAGUCCAAAUGAAACAUCAACAGCAUCAGCAGCAGAUGGCAUAUAUGCCUCCCUCCUAUGCACAUCAAGAAAGAUUACCUGCCUUCUGCAUGAAUGGGGAGUUUUUAGGAAGAGAUAUUAGGUUUAAUUUGGUCAACCAACUUGACGAUGUUCCUGAAAUCAGAAUGUGUAUGUAUUUGUUCUGAUUCAAGUUUAAUCAGUAAGCAGAUAAAGUUAUAAAAAUAAAAAUAAAAACUUACCCACAUCACACGAGUACUUUUUUUAUACAAUUUCAAGCUGUCGAUGUGUUCAGGGCUUCUGUCCUUGGACAUUUGGUGUAUUUGUACACUGUAAGUUCAGUGUGCUGUUGCGCGUGGAGCUCUUUUUUUGGAGGACAAAGAAGGUUCAGACGAAUAACGGAAGAAGGCUCGGCCGAAGAAGGCUCUGCCUCUGCCUUAUUUUGCUUCUUCUUCCCCUUUCCCAUAUUGUUCUUCCCGUUUCCCAUAUUGAAUAUUAACUUUUGUAUAUGUGUAUGAGUAUUGAACUAUUGGUCAUGUGAAAUGACUAGAAAAGUAUAAAAACAUUUGUUUGUUUUCUUUGCAGUAUGAGAGCAUGGCCUUGGUGGAGAAAAAUUUGAAGGAGAUCGAUGGGAUCGAGUACGUGAAGCACGGGGUGGAGGAAGGUGGGAUCAACUGUAAUUAGCUUUUCUUCCAUGCCCCAAAUGGUACAGUGAUUGAGAUCUGUAAUUGUGCCACUAGAAAGCUAACCUAUCAGAUCCUGCACACGUGUCAGUAGUAGUGCUCAGAAACAACGGCAGCCACCGCAUCUCAUCAAACUAGUAAUCCAAAUGAAACCUCAACAGCAUCAGCAGCAGAUCGCAUGAGCAGAUAAAAGUUGAAAAUAACUAGUUUUUUUUUUUUUAAACUUUUGUUUUUGUUUUUGUUGUACAUAAGUACUGAUUCAAGUUUCAUCAGUGAGCAGAUAAAAGUUAAAAAAUAAAAACUUACCUACAA